Messenger RNA from Colletotrichum tamarilloi, 354 nucleotides. RefSeq lists its product as uncharacterized. Bases 1 to 354 code for a protein of 117 amino acids. Lineage: Eukaryota; Fungi; Ascomycota; Sordariomycetes; Glomerellales; Glomerellaceae. The transcript has a single exon. The record is from RefSeq and is a predicted model, not a curated record.
AUGAACAGACCCCAAACAAACCCUGGCCAAUUCUUAGCUCCUUUUCUCGACCCUGGGAUCUUUUCUCGAGAAACGGUAUCUGUACAUACGUACGGAGUACGGAGCACCACACCAUCACCAGCAGGAAAUACGCCGGGUGGCUGGCGUGGAGAACGUGCUAAACCCAAUUCUGCCUGUUUUUCUCCUCGGUCCUCUUCGACAGUCAAUCGGCUCCUCUCUAUAGACUCCCAUGCAAAUGCCUGCCUGUGGAUUAUCGCAAGAGAGGUCCCAUGGUGUUGUACCUGGGACCCCGGGCCUCCUUUAUUUUGUGCCGUACGGAAUACCACGGAUACUUCAAUGUGGAUUUGCGAAUAG